UUAUAAAAUGUCAAAUGUCACGUUCUGUCAUUGUGAAAAUAUGUAAAAGUUUUGUAAUUUGUUAUGCGAGUUUCACUCUAACUUAUUAAGAUAAAUUAUUAUUAAUUCCUUCCGAAGGUGUUUGAAAAUGGCAGUUACAUUAAGAUACUUUCAUAAGAUUUCAGGAUAUUUAAGUAUUACAAAACCGUUUCCUCACAUUCAGCAAAAGUUUCUGACUAACCAAUGCGAACAGUAUUCAAGAACAACAAUUCAACCUCAAUAUAAGCCUCUACAAGUCACACAUACAGAUUCAGGAGAACAUAAAGAAUGGAUAGACAAUAGGGAGUUGGUGACAGAUAUUGUAACAAAAUCUUUUGUGUAUCGGCCAUUAUAUUUUGAGAAAUCGUCCUUUGAUUCAACUUGCUUAAAAUGUACAGAGCAAAGCACAAAUACUAUUAAAGCCAGUGCACCUACAGACUCUACUCCUCAGGGUAGGCCUGCUCCAGAAAAAUUAGAAAAAGUUUACCAAGUAUUAGCAAAAAAUUUACCUAACCUCUUUGUCGAAACUUUGGACUACAAUAUCUAUGAUAAAAACAUAAUUUUUGAAGAUCACAUAAGAAACAUUAGGACGGAAGGUUUAAUGAAUUAUGUUAGACAAGUAGCUUUGCUUAGACUGAUAGGACACAUUAGGUUUGCUUAUGUUAAAUUUGAGAUAUUAAAAAUCACUCAGCAUCCUGAAGAUGGGACUGUUAAAGUUAGAUGGAGAAUAAAAGGAUUAUCUGCGUUUCAAGUAAUGUUCCAGUUUUGGAAAUAUAAGGUGUGGGAAUACAAGAAUAUUUUAAAUCGAACUGAGAACUGGUAUGAUGGAUUUUCAACUUUUUAUGUAAAUGCUGAUGGUUUGGUUGUAAAACAUGUGGCCGAUAAAAUGAUGCCUGACUCAGAUUCAAUCACAUCUACCACUCCACCUUCAGGAUUAGGUGCGGCAAAAUUAGCUUGUGUUUUAGGUAUUAUUCCACAAUAUCCAGGAAUGAGUUUCUUUAUGUGAGAUUUCCAUACUAUUACAAGGCAUUUCGAUAUUUUUUAUUGAGUCAGUUUCUUCAAAAAUCAAGCGGCAAAAGUAUCAUAUGAACAGGGUAUAGAAAAUACUGAUUUUAUAGUCAGUAAUAAAUAUAUUCGUUUUUUGCUGAUCAUUUUUGAAGAAUCUACAGUUGUAUGUGAGUAGGUAAUUAUUGUAAAGCUGUUUUUCAAAGAAAAAUGUGAUUAUAUAAUUUAUUUUAUGUGUAAAACAGAUUUAAGACCCUUGUAAAUGUUUAAUAAAACAAUGCUCGUUA
Sitophilus oryzae (rice weevil) is the source of this 1310-nucleotide messenger RNA. RefSeq lists its product as uncharacterized. The transcript is spliced from 6 exons. Lineage: Eukaryota; Metazoa; Arthropoda; Insecta; Coleoptera; Curculionidae. The record is from RefSeq and is a predicted model, not a curated record. The coding region runs from base 128 to 1024 and encodes 298 amino acids.